GUAUUUCUCCUUAGGAACCUGCUCACUGCUCCUUGGCUAAUUUUAACCUGCCAGUUUAAAACACAGACCUGAUAGCGACGUUAUAAAACCAAGGAGACAAAACGACACGUCUGGCCGGCGAUUUGGAUAGAAAAAUCAGUCAAAUAUGAGUCACCGUUCUCGCGGCUCCAGGGUCCGGCAGCAUCUCCACUGUGACUCCUGCUACAGCCGGCGCUGCAGGGCUCGGGUGGAGCCUUCUGCCAGCUGCACUCUCGUUCCCUGCCGUCUGCUUUGCGGAGCGGUUUUCCACCUGUGCAAAGAGGAGGAUCACCUGCUGCUGUGCCCCAAUGUGAGGGUGCCGUGCCUCAACGCCGAGUACGGCUGCCCGGUCCAGCUGCCCCGCUCCUCGCAGGCGGCUCACCUGCAGGUGUGUCCGGCCAGCGUGGUUUGCUGCUCCAUGGAGUGGAACCGCUGGCCUUCCAACAUCGCCUGUUCUCAGCCGCACACAGAGCUGCUAGAAAACCUGCUCAGGGAACGAGAGAGGUUUGGAUGUCUGGACCUGGCAAUGGCUCUGCAAGACCAGGAUUCUCUGUUUCACUCCAUCAAGAUGAAAAAACUGUUCCCAGAACUGAUCCAGACUGCAGAGGAAGAGGCGAGGGAAGAACGGAGGCAGGAGGAGGAGAUGAAGAAGGAGAAGGAGAAGAAGAAACAGGCUCUCAUGGAGAAGGAAGCAGGAGAGAGAGCAGCUGCAAAAGAAGCAAGGGACAAAAUCUGGGAAGCAGUUAACAUGAUUAAUGUGAAUUUCCCUGAUGAGAAACAAGAUGAGGAUGAAGAGGAAUAUGAAGAAAAUCAGCCAAUGUUGUCUCAAGAGGAGAGGGAGGCCAUAGCCAGAGCAUCAGGAGUGGAUGCUGGUCUGUUGGAGAACUACAACGCCUGGGAGCGCAUGUUCAGCAUGGAGAUGGGAGGCUGCAGAGAAUCCGAGGGCACGGCUGCAGCAAGUAGAGGUCUGGCCAGAGGAAGAGGGAAAAGUCUUGGUUCACUGAAGGAGGAGGAGGCAACCUGUGCUGGUGCAGCAGCAUCCACCAGCAGUGCAUGCUCCUCCUCUCUUACUGGGAAACCCAAAAAGAAGAGCUUUGUGUACGGAAAUCUAGAGCCGAUGAAAAUCAUCACUGUGCGCACGUUUAAAAUCCCGACCAGCUUCACAGCCAGGCAGGGCCGCAUCCGUAACCCGGGUUUCUACAAGAGAGAAAACGUAGCAGUGGACACCAGCGACCUGGCUGUGGCGCCAGGCGACAUGCCAGUGUGGGAGGAGGUUCAGGCCUCCCUGCUGUGCUCCCUGGAGAGGGAGCGGAGGGGUCACCUCAUCGCGGAGAGCACGUCCUCGGACAGCCUGCUGACGGAUGAAGGAACGCAGACCUACAGCUUCCUGUCUGCUCCUUUCCGCAGGAACACGUCGCUGGCUGACCUGACAGCUGGAAAACCGCUGGAGAUGCAGCUGCAGCUGCAGGUGGAGAGCGUCACCAGCCGCCACAACAAGGCCAGUUCCGCCUUCACCUUCCUCUGCGGACACACCUUCCAGCGCACGGAAUACGGAAAACACUUCAAGAACAUCCACAGCGACAUUCAGAUGUGUGUGAACGGCUGGUUUGAACAGCGGUGCCCCCUAGCGUACAUGGGAUGUACCUACAGCCAGAGGAGGUUUCGGCCUUCCACAUUUGAAGCCACCGUCAACUUCAAUGAGGAGCUGGGCUGCUUUGGCCUGCACCCGUUCAUCCCGUUUUCUCAGCCUACGGGUGGAGGUCACACCGAAGGAGGGGAGGACCGGCUGAGCUCGCUGCCCUACGAGGUGCUGUGCCACAUGGCCAGCUUCCUGGACAGCCAGUCCCUGUCCCAGCUGGCCCUGGUGUCCCGCCUCAUGAGGCAGGUCUGCUCCUCCCUGCUGCAGGAGAGAGGGAUGGUGACACUCUGCUGGGAGAGGACGAGCUCCUCACGUGGGAGAGCCAAGUGGAGGGUUUCACACAGGGUGUGGCAGUUUAGCUCCCUGUUCUCUCCUGUGGACGCCUGGAGCUUCAGAGACGUCCCGUCCAUCGCUGAGCAUCUUAAAGUUUGUCCCUACAACGAGGUCGAGUCCAAGACUGAGAAAAUUCGCUUGCCUCGUGUUCAAGAAGAAAUUAAACCGAAGAAGAGCUGCAAAGGUCCCACGCUGGUCACACUGUUCCAGGAGAAGAGGAUCAUGAUGUAGGAGCUGCUGUUGGACCUCAAUUCAAUUCAGUUAAAUUAUACUUUAUUAAUCCCAAAAGGAAAUUAAAUAAUGCAUGUUUUCUCUCUCUUUCCAUAUCCAUUAAUUAGAAAUGGAGCUUAAACUGGUGCAGAAAAUAAUUAUGUAUUAGUUUGAAAUAAAACAACUCAAGGUU
Molecule: messenger RNA, 2393 nt
Organism: Gambusia affinis (western mosquitofish)
Lineage: Eukaryota; Metazoa; Chordata; Actinopteri; Cyprinodontiformes; Poeciliidae
Product: F-box only protein 40-like
Exons: 7
Coding region: 146-2221 (691 amino acids)
Cellular component (GO): cytoplasm
Molecular function (GO): zinc ion binding; ubiquitin protein ligase activity; protein binding
Source: RefSeq, a predicted model, not a curated record